Molecule: messenger RNA, 1314 nt
Organism: Hansenula ciferrii
Lineage: Eukaryota; Fungi; Ascomycota; Saccharomycetes; Phaffomycetales; Wickerhamomycetaceae
Gene: PRO2
Product: glutamate-5-semialdehyde dehydrogenase
Exons: 1
Coding region: 1-1314 (437 amino acids)
Molecular function (GO): NADP binding; glutamate-5-semialdehyde dehydrogenase (NADP+) activity
Source: RefSeq, a predicted model, not a curated record
AUGGCUGAAGUUAUUGCUAAAGAAGCUCGUGCUGCUUCUACUGUGCUUAAAACAUUAUCAAAUGAAGAAAGAAGUUCCGCUUUACAAGCUGUUCAUGAUGCUUUAAAAGUUUCUAAAAAUCAAAUAUUAGAAGCUAAUAUUAAAGAUAUGGAAGCUGCUCAAUCACAAAAUUUAUCUUCAUCAUUAAUCAAACGUUUAGACUUGAGUAAAGGUGAUAAAUUUGAUGUUAUGCUACAAGGUGUCUUGGAUGUUGCAGCUUUAGAAGAUCCAGUUGGUAAAAUUACUUUAGCUACAAAAUUAGAUGAUGGAUUAGAUUUAUUUAGAUUAACUGCACCAGUUGGUGUAUUAUUAAUCAUUUUUGAAUCAAGACCGGAAGUUAUUGCAAAUAUUACUGCUUUAGCCAUUAAAUCAGGUAAUACUGCUAUCUUAAAAGGUGGUAAAGAAUCUUUAUAUACAUUUACUGCUAUGGCUGAUGUUGUUAAUGAAGCAUUAUCUAAAACUUCAGUCCCAGAAAAAGCUGUUCAAUUAAUUGCAUCAAGAGAAGAUGUUGCUGCUCUUUUGGAUCAAGAUAAAUAUAUUGAUUUAGUUAUCCCAAGAGGUUCAAAUGAAUUAGUUCGUAACAUUAAGAGUAAUACUAAAAUCCCAGUUUUAGGUCAUGCUGAUGGUAUUUGUUCCAUAUAUGUUGAUAAAGAUGCUGAUUUAGAUAUGGCUUCUAAAAUUGUAUUUGAUGCUAAAACAAAUUAUCCAGCUGGUUGUAAUGCAGUGGAAACUUUAUUAAUUCAUAAGGAUCUAAAGGAUAAAAUUUCACAAAUUGUUGAUCGUUUAAUUGAAGGUGGUGUUACUUUACAUCCAACUAAAGAAGUUGAAUCAACAUUACCAUCAUCAGCUAAAAUAAUUUCAGCUGUUGAAGGUGAUUUUGAUAAAGAAUUUUUAUCUUUUGAUAUUGCUAUAGAUUUUGUUGAUUCUGUUGAAUCUGCAAUUAAUCAUAUUAAUUUACAUUCAUCAAAACAUACAGAAUCAAUCAUUACAGAAAAUAAACAAACUGCAGAAAAAUUCUUAAAAGCUAUUGAUUCUGCUGGUGUUUAUUGGAAUGCUUCAACAAGAUUUGCUGAUGGUUUUAGAUAUGGAUUUGGUACUGAAGUUGGUAUUUCAACAAAUAAAAUUCAUGCAAGAGGACCAGUUGGUCUUGAAGGUUUAGUUAUUUAUCAAUAUCAAAUAAGAGGUCAUGGUCAAGUUGUCGGUGAUUACUUAGGUGGUGGUGGUUCAAGACCAUUUAUUCAUCAAAAUAUUGAUGUUAAAAAUGUUUCAUUAUGA